Molecule: messenger RNA, 3639 nt
Organism: Pimephales promelas (fathead minnow)
Lineage: Eukaryota; Metazoa; Chordata; Actinopteri; Cypriniformes; Leuciscidae
Gene: pdzd7a
Product: PDZ domain containing 7a
Biological process (GO): sensory perception of sound; auditory receptor cell stereocilium organization
Cellular component (GO): plasma membrane; stereocilia ankle link complex; stereocilium tip
Molecular function (GO): protein binding
Source: RefSeq, a predicted model, not a curated record
CUCAGGUGAGGUCAUGCGGCACAACAUGGAGACAGGUAAAGGUGAGAGGACCAGAUGAAUGACUCCUGCCAAGCAAAGCUCCACUGGCCGUGAGGAGGGACUCCAGCCCGAUGCCCCAGUCUAACCAGCAGACUUUCAACUCAACAAAAAGACCUGAGCCACCACUAUACAUCCUCUGAUUUUGUGAAGCUCUCUUCAGAACAAAUGCACAUACGGAUACACUUUGCGUUACCACUGCCUGGAUAAUAUCAUUUUGUUUAUCAGCUGCUUUAUGAAAUGAUUAUAAUUAUGUUGGAGUCCUUCAGGAUCAAAUCACUCAAUCACUCAAAUCAUCUCAAUAUGGCUUGUAAUCUAAAGUGAACAAUGCUGGAUCCCUCGCAGUUUCUUCCUGCAUGAUUGCAGCAGAUUGCCCUUUUGUGGAGCUAAUCCUGCGGACUGUAAUUCUCCUGAUUGACCCACCGGACCUCUAGUUUUCCCGCUCCUCUCGUGUUCCUUUUAGGAGCUCAGACCCUGGAUGAGGGUCAGAGGGGAGGUCGGCACUUUGCCAUGGCUCAUUCGUCUGACACGGCACGCAAAGACAUGACGAAUGGGGCUCAUCCCAGUGCCCAGCCAGGGCCCUCGGGCACCUCUACUCUACCACGCUACCUGCACAAGAAGCAGCAGCGCCAGAGAGGAGUGAGAUCUUCCUCGCCUAUGGGCAGGGUCAUCAUCAUCAACGCGCCUGUCGAUGGUGGGGAUGACUGUGAAGACAUUCACACAAUUACUGUGGACAAAAGUGAGGAUGGCAGGCUGGGCUUCAGUGUGCGGGGAGGCUCUGAACACGGCCUUGGGAUCUUUGUUAGCAAGGUGGAGGAUGACAGCACUGCAGAGUUGGCAGGCUUGUGUGUUGGGGAUAAGCUGGUCGAGGUGAAUGCCAUAAGUCUGGAGAGCAUCACCAUGAGCAGCGCUGUUAAAGUCCUGACGGGGAACAAUCGUCUCCGCAUGGUGGUAAGACGCGUGGGGAAGGUUCCUGGUAUCCGCUAUUCAAAAGAGAAGACUACAUGGGUAGAUCUUAUCCACCGAAGGAUGGUAGUGGAGGAAAGUGGUCGUACACCUUCGGAGGCCAGUUCAGAUGGAGCCCUGCGCAGAAUAGUGCACCUUUACACAACCUCAGAUGACUACUGCCUGGGCUUCAACAUCCGUGGUGGCAAAGAGUUUGGUCUGGGCAUCUAUGUCUCAAAGCUGGACCCUGGUGGCCUGGCGGAGCAAAACGGAAUUAAAAUGGGCGAUCAGAUUCUGGCAGCCAAUGGAGUGAGUUUUGAGGACAUCACACACAGCAAUGCAGUAGAAGUGCUAAAGAGUCACACUCACGUGAUGCUGACCAUCAAGGAGGCUGGCCGAUAUCCUGCUUACAAGGAGAUGGUGGCGGAGUACAGUUGGCUUAAUAAAUUGUCUAAUGGAGGGCAGCCCUCUUCCUCCCAGGGUUCAGACUCCUACUCAUCCACUUCCUCUCUCUCUUCCGGAACGCCGGUCAGCUCUCUCAGCGGCCUCUCGCAAGUCAUGUUCCCUCCAGUAUUCGGCUCAGAGAUGGUGGAUGUCUGUAUCUCCACUGAGGACCGCUCGCGCAGGGCUAGCUCUGAACGGAUAGAGACUGCCAUGCAGACUGACCCACAGGAGUUUGACACGACAUCAAGAUCUAGUAGGGUCAUAACCACAGAAACCAGCCGAACAGUAGGCGAAACCGUCUUGUUGAAAGACACCGCGAUUCGGAGUGGGACAAGGACCUUCUCUGCUGGGGACAAAGAGACUCUGGAAUCCCCUAAAACAGCAGUCCUGAUGGCUCUCAGCAAGCCUCGGAAACCCAUCCGCAGAUCCCAGAGUCACAUCACUGUGUCAGAGGACAAGCAGAAGAAAAGGAAACAUCAGAAGGACAAGGUUGACAAGGAGGGAAGCACCCUGCAGCGCUCCAAAACCUUUGUCAGCUUGCUCUUUAAGAGUGGACGCAGGAGGGAAAGGUCAUCUUCUAGAGACAGGAAGGACACCGGCACAGGGGACGGACACAGAGGAAGAUCCAAAUCUCCGAAACAUUUAGAUAACGAACCGGGUAAAGAGCGAGGUCGACCUAUAAUUAACCUGUUGAGUUCUCCCAGAGAGACUCGUGCUGGGAUGAGGGAGCACAGCGCCUUCCUCAGCCCGGAGACCAUGGCCAUGUUGGAGGACAUGGCUCGCAAGCUUCUCAAUGAGGAUGAGGUGGCCGCUGUCAUGAGACACUGUAAAAGGUUUCUAGUUGAGCGUGUGGUUGAGGAUCUGGUGCGCCCCCUGCUGGCCAUCUUGGACAAGCCUGAGAAGCUUCUGCUGCUGAGGGAGAUCAGAAUGAUCAUCCCUCCCACAGAUCAGGGCCGUUUUGACAGUAUGGUUUUGCCAUUUGAGCUUGAAGCCUAUGACAUACUGAAAAGCCGUUCUGUGAGGUCUCCUGUCCUGAGAUCUCCUCGUCAUGGUGGAACACCCCGUCGCCAUCUAAUAACGCCCAUCCCAGAUUACAGGGGUGGAUUCCACCUUCAGCCAGUGCAGGAUCUGGAGAGAGAACGGCAGCUCAUUGAAGAUAUGGAACGACUGCGUUUGGCUGGAUUACCGACUGGACGACUUCCUCCUCCUCGGGCUUUCACACCUCUCUUGGAUGUACCGGUGGACACCUACAUCACAGACUCGCUUCGUAAUCGCUCCUUGAGUCCUGCUCGAUCCGGAUGGCCGCAGUCAGAGUCCUCUCACAGCACAGAACGCCAUGGACGCUCCCCCCAGAGAAGAGACAAUAGUUUUCCCCAGACAUCACACCAUGACUCUUUAUCCAGCAGGGGUGAUUCUGUCCCAGAGCGAGGGAGAUCCCCUUACAGGAACGGACAUAGAACGAAAACAGACAAAUCUCAGAAUGGUAAAGAGGUCAAAUAUACCGUAAUGAGUGCACGUCACCGAAGCAGGACACCAUUGACCCAGGUGUUUACGCCCAGCACAGAUCAGGACUGGAAAGAACCAGUCAAUGGGCACUCAGAAAGCCAACCAGAGCAGGAGUAUGAACUAACCAAGGUUUCCAUCUCUAAGACCAAGCAGUCCCUGGGAAUAAGCAUCUCAGGUGGCAUUGAGUCAAAGGUACAGCCAAUGGUGAAGAUAGAGAAGAUCUUUCCAGGAGGAGCAGCCUCUACCAGUGAUGUUCUGAAGGCUGGAUUCGAGCUGAUGUCAGUAGAUGGAGAGUCCCUCAAAGGUGUCACACAUCAGCACGCGGUGGACGCCAUUCGGAGGGCUUUCAGUAACAAGGCCAAAGACCCCAUGGAGUUCAUCGUCAAAGUUCCCAAGAACCCAAGAGACGGACUGAAAGCAGCCUGAUACCAAAUGAGUUUGCGCUAAAGGCCCUGAUAUACUCACGGCAAGGUCUUUUUCAUUCUUCACUCGGUGGGAAAAAGAAUUGCCCUUUGUAGCGGCUGCUGGAAACAGCUUUUAGAUAAAUAUGUUGCGAAGUUUGAUGAAUAAGCUGCACGCUUCCCUCUUAAUACGUUUGAUUCAGCUCUGCAAUUCGGCACUCCAGUUUAGUCACAUUUAUUUAUAGCACUUUAUACAAUAGAUUGCUUUACAGUAUUAAACACGGAAGGUGUUACUUUCAGUUAGAAU